AGCGCCCCACGACUGGACGACGUGUGUGCUCCGGACGUGAACCAUGAGGUUGUUAGCGAUCGCUGCAACGGCGCUAAUCGGCCUGUGCAGUCUGCACGUUGCGGUGGGUCAGGAUAUCCCAGGCCCGUGUGCAAUCGGUGUAAAGUGUGACAACGGAGGCACCUGCAAUCCUAGUCCUAAUCCACUGGCCCCUUCUUACUUCAACUGCACGUGUCCAAGUUUAUACAACGGUACCCAUUGUGAAAAUCCUCUAUGUGCAGACCCCGGCACUCCAGUCAAUGGCACACGCACACCGGCCAUGACGGGAAGCCUGACGCGGUUCACCAACGGCUCGCUGCUGCACUACGCAUGCCUCGCUGGAUUCCGUCUGGACAACGCCGCUGACCUUAUCUGCAGCAACACUGCUUGGUACCACGCUGUCAAUGGCAUGGCCAGCACACUGGCCACCGGUGGAUAUCCGAAAUGCAUGCCUGUGUUCUGCGACUACCCGCCGGCCGUGAGCACGGGAGGAUCGCUGAGUCCGUCCGGCCCUGCUCGGCUGCCGUACAACGCCGUGGUAACGGUGCAGUGCAACACUGGCUAUGCGCAGGCGGGCAGCACUACACGACGCUGCGCGGCUGACGGCAACCUGACGGGCACGGUACAGGCAUGCCAGUUGAUCCAGUGCUCUGUUCCCGCCACGCCAAGUCAUGGUUCACUCACACCGCAGGCCUCCAAAAUACCGUACAACUCCACCGUCACAGCAGUGUGUGAUAGUGGCUAUCAGUUGAGCAGUGGGAAUGCGGUGCGGCGAUGUAUGGCUAAUGGUCAGCUGAGUGGAAGUGCUGCUAGUUGUACAGAUUACUGCAAGAGCAAUACUUGCCCUGCAUCGGCGUCUUCCGGUAACCAAUCCUGGACUGACUGCUGCAAGUUUGCUGAUGACUCUAUCCAGUGCUGUCAGCCAGGUGUACAGAAUGUGUUAGAUGACCGCUAUCGGAACAUCACCAACCCAACGUGCAGGGCCGACCUGGCCAAGCCGCAGCUCUUCCGUCCAUGCGUUGGCGAUCUGAUCACGUGCCUGAGCCGGCAGGCCAAUUAUGUUCAGCCCCGCUGCCCAGAUAUCCAUGGCUGCUCGAAGUGGCGCAAUGCUCAAACUCAGUGCCAGGCUCUUUUCGGUAUCAGUGCCCUCUUUUGCACAUCUACAGCGUUUGAGAAAGACCAUGCCUUCAACACAACGUUCUGCCUGCCACCAUCUUGCAGUAACAACCUGAAGGACUUGGCGGUGUCGGACUACUUGAUGAACUGUGAUGUCGCCACCAAGAUCGGUGGACAAAGCAAAUGCCCCAUUUUUCGCGUCGAGAUUGUAUGUCCCGAUGGCAAUGGAACGUAUGAUACGGGCGGCAACAACCCACCUACCCCGAAUGAUAGCGGUGGCGUGAAGCCGGGCAUCAUUGCCCUUGUCAUUAUCCUCGUGAUGCUGGGAAUACUGGCUCUGGUUGCCGUCAUCGUUAUCUUCUAUCGCAAGGGCAAGCGCAACAUGGACAGUACCGACUUUGCUAGGCUCAGCAAUGCCGAUGAUGAUGAUGACGACGAUGACACAGGCAAUCCCACAAUAAAUGCGGACGUGUGAUAUGACGUCCACUGACUUGAUCAACGUCUCAAUACUACAUACUGUAUCUCCUUUCACUGUGACCCUGCUCUACUUCUCCAGCCUUAUAAACUGGUCACAAUUCGCAUUGGGCUCGGACUGAUUUCAUUAUCCGUGCGAGGGCCAUCUCUUUCAACGAGACUAAGAGCUGGCAAACAGUCCAGUUACAGACAUCGCCUGUAGAGAUGUUGGCACAGAUGUUUGUAUCUAUCAAGUCCGGUCAAUGAUAUCUCUCUUUCUUCUUCUUUUUUUUUGUGCUUUGUCACUUCACACUUAAUUAACCAGUACAGCAACCAUGCAGGCAAAGUUGUUUUGCUUGUGCUUUACAAAAAUUAUCAUUGUGGCACGAGAAAGAGCGGAAACAAUUAUUAUAGUACAUGUGCCGAAACUUUAUCAGAGCUAACUACUUUUGUGUAUUCAGCUUCUCAGUCCAUUUUCUCCCUGUUCAGUAGGCUAUUCAAUGUCUUUCUUGUUGGUUUUAGAGCUACGGUAGCUGAUCUAAAAUGUUGCUUCAUGAUACCUCUUAGCAUUUGUUAGGAGUUGGGACCGUAAAAUUUGCUGCAAAUAAGCAACAGUAUUUAGAAUAUUAAAAUGGACAACAUUA
Molecule: messenger RNA, 2231 nt
Organism: Sycon ciliatum
Lineage: Eukaryota; Metazoa; Porifera; Calcarea; Leucosolenida; Sycettidae
Product: P-selectin-like
Exons: 11
Coding region: 44-1609 (521 amino acids)
Source: RefSeq, a predicted model, not a curated record